UUCUCCACUCUCCGGUCUUUCCGUCUUCGACUUUCGGCUUCUCCACUCUUCCGCUUGAUUCGCCCUCAAUAUCACAGUCACACUGCUUUCUCCCUCAUCUCUACCGCCUCACGCCCUCCGCCCUCUGCCCUCUGCCCUCGCUCCUCGCAUCCUCAGACGCCAAACGGUAAGACCUCACUACGACACUCCCAGUCAGCAACUUAGCGGCGUACGUACGAGACUCAGCGAUCGCAACUCGCCAACCACUCCGUUUCAAGGAAUCAAGGUUGAGAAAGGUUUUUGAGUGAAGAAGAGGAGCACCAAGAUGCCUCUUUAUGACUGCAUGCUUUUGUUGAAACCCAAUAUAAUUAAGGAGGCGAUGAUAGACUUGGUUACUAAGGUGGGGAAGCAUGUUUACACUAGAAAUGGAGUACUCACAGAUGUAAAAUCUUUUGGAACUGUUCAGCUGGGCUAUGGUAUUAGGAAACUCGAUGGCAGAUAUUAUCAGGGGACACUGAUGCAAAUGACAAUGAUGACACCUCCUAGCUUCAACAGUGAGCUGCAAUACCUCAACAAGGAAGACCGUUUGCUCCGCUGGCUGUUGGUCAAGCACCGAGACUUCAAGCCCGGGUUGGAAUAUUUUGGAGAAAAAGAUUCUAAGUUAUCUAUCAAAGUGUAUCAAGUUAUGGGUGAUGAUAAAGACGACGAAAGCGAUGAAGACUCAGACACAGCCGACGAAGCGUAAAAUGGCUGUUUACGUGUACGCUUCUUUUGUUUUCUGAAUCCAGGUCUCCCUUUCUGCUUGUACUUGUACUUAAUGCAGUGACACUUGGGGCAUUUUAGUUUAUGAGUUAAGGUUGCAGUAGAAUUUAGGCCAUGACAUAAGAAGAUUUGAAUGUGACAAUUUGCAGUACACAAAUUAGAAGGGAUUUUGCCCAGUGUUUUUAGAAUAAGAAAAGUCUGAGAUCUUGAUAUUUUGCUUCAUAGCACUAUGUAAGAUCAAUGCGUAUAUGCUUAGAGAAUUUGAGAUUGGA
Ipomoea nil (Japanese morning glory) is the source of this 1013-nucleotide messenger RNA. RefSeq lists its product as uncharacterized. Gene Ontology annotation, biological process: translation. The transcript is spliced from 3 exons. The coding region runs from base 305 to 724 and encodes 139 amino acids. Lineage: Eukaryota; Viridiplantae; Streptophyta; Magnoliopsida; Solanales; Convolvulaceae. Gene Ontology annotation, molecular function: structural constituent of ribosome; small ribosomal subunit rRNA binding. The record is from RefSeq and is a predicted model, not a curated record. Gene Ontology annotation, cellular component: ribosome.